Molecule: messenger RNA, 2134 nt
Organism: Ziziphus jujuba (common jujube)
Lineage: Eukaryota; Viridiplantae; Streptophyta; Magnoliopsida; Rosales; Rhamnaceae
Product: protein EXPRESSION OF TERPENOIDS 1
Exons: 2
Coding region: 751-1794 (347 amino acids)
Biological process (GO): positive regulation of DNA-templated transcription
Cellular component (GO): nucleus
Molecular function (GO): DNA-binding transcription factor activity; DNA binding
Source: RefSeq, a predicted model, not a curated record
CAGUGAUAGAUUUUCUUGUUCCCUCUCUCUCACACUAUUCUCUCUCUCUCUCUCUCUCACACACACACACACACACACACACACAUUCUCUCUCUUGUCUCUCACACACACACACACACACACACACACACACACACACGCGAAGGCACAGCCAAAAAAACGCAGUUACAACUUGCAUACGAUAGCGAGAGAAAGAGAGAGAAAGAGGUGGCGCUGUUGUUGUCUUAAAUGAGAGUGGUGUAGCAGAGUAAGGGGGUUCAGUGCAGUUACCAUGGCGGCGUUGCAGGACUCUAAUUCCGUGCCAUUAUUGCUUCGAACAACGAAAGAAGAGAAUUGAAAUCCCAAAAAAAAAAAAAAAAGAACCAUAAUUUCAUUUAUCAUUUAUGAUUUAUUAGUAUUUUACCCAAAAAAAAAAAAAAUUUGGGAAAAUUUGUUGGUGGAAAAGCUGCAAAGCCUCGACUACAAGAUUACAUCGAGUCAGAGAGAGUCAGAAUUUUCAGAAACCAUCCCUCCUCCAAACAACCGCUGUUUUUCUUUAUUAAUAUCAUCCCCCCACAAGACCCAGACCAACCACUUCCCCCCCCCCCCCCCCCCCUUCUUGUAUCUAAUCUAGCGAAAACCCGGAGAUCUCGAUCACUUGUCUUUCAAGAUUUGAAAGCUCCUGAUUGAUACACAUUAUAAGGUUAAUUUUUAGCUGGAUAUGGAUUUUUACCCCAAAUUGAGGUUAGUCGCAGAUUUUAGGUGCAAGAAAUGGCUGGGUUCUUUUGUCUAGGUGGUGGUAAAGAAGCUCCAAAUAACAAGCAAGAGGAAGAAGAAGAUCAUAGAGUACAACAGCAACAAGGAGUAGGAGGAGGAGGAAACAGCCUGUUUUUGUACAGAAACGAAGAGAUCUAUAACAACAACAACAACAAGGGUUUUGAGAUAUGGCCACAGUAUCAUCAGCAACAGCAGAAUUUGAGCAGCUAUUACUCGUUUGGAGUGGGUCCUAGCCGAAUUAGAAGCUUCAACAUCAACAACGAUUCCUCCGAUGAGUCUUUGAGAUUCGGAUUUACGGUGAUGAGGCCAAGUGGUGGUUUAGGAGGAAGUGGAAGUGGAAGUGGAGGUGGAGGUAUGAAUUGCCAAGAUUGUGGGAACCAAGCCAAGAAAGAUUGCAUCCAUUUGAGAUGCAGAACUUGUUGCAAAAGCCGAGGGUUUCAGUGCCCAACGCAUGUCAAGAGCACUUGGGUUCCUGCUGCAAAAAGGCGAGAGAGGCAACAGCAACUGGCUGAAUUACAACAACAACAACAACAACAACAGCAACACCAACAACAACAACAACAACAGUUUCGAGUAGACAACUCCAAAAGGCAGAGAGAGAAUCAAGAAUCGGCUUCUCUUGCCUGCACUCGUUUACCCACUACCACGUCAGGGUUGGAACUGGGAUCACAAUUCCCAACCGAAGUGAAUUCACCAGCGGUGUUUCGGUGUGUGAGAGUGAGCACGAUGGACGAUGUAGAUGACCAAUACGCGUAUCAAACGGCUGUGAACAUCGGAGGACAUGUUUUCAGAGGAAUUCUUUACGACCAAGGACCUGACGGUCAUUAUUCCACGGGUGGCGAGGGCUCUUCAGGCCGCGGUGGCGACGACGACGGUGUGCAGCAACUAAACCUCAUCACAGGUGGAACCACAACAACCUCAUCAUCAGGAACCCAUACUGGAGCUAACCCAUCAUCUUUGCUUGAUCCUUCAUUGUAUCCAACUCCACUCAACGCUUUCAUGGCUGGUACGCAAUUCUUCCCACCCCCGAGGCCUUAAAAAAUUUGCCCUUCAAUAGAUCUCUCUACCCACACCUGCUUCUUUUUUUAAUUUUUUUUUACCAAAAUCUUCAUUUGUCAGCUCCUCUCUCUAAUUUAGUUCUGCUUAUUAUGGUUUUCAAGAACCUUUUUAACAUGCACUGAAAGUAGAACAAAAGAAAAAAAAAAAAAAAAAGAAUUGCCUAGGAAGUAGUGGAAAAAACUGGGAUGAGGAUAAUAUGGGGGAUGUUUUGUUUUGUUUUCGAAUUUCAAUUCAGAUUUCCAUAUGGUUUUAUUUUGAUCUUAUCGAUGAGCCAUUGUCAAUUUAUUUAAGGAAAAGAAGCAUUUGUUUUUGUUGUUUA